This is a messenger RNA of Ictalurus furcatus (blue catfish), 858 nucleotides long. It is a transcript of the gene serf2b, whose product is annotated as small EDRK-rich factor 2b. The record is from RefSeq and is a predicted model, not a curated record. Lineage: Eukaryota; Metazoa; Chordata; Actinopteri; Siluriformes; Ictaluridae. The coding region runs from base 140 to 319 and encodes 59 amino acids. The transcript is spliced from 3 exons.
CACACACCACAACAUGGAGGCGGGGCAAACAGCCACAUCUCGGUCAACCAGGAAACGCCAUUAGCGCUCUGUUGCUUCAGGGGGAAAAAAAGAAGGGGUUAGGCUUCGCUUUGCCCGGACUUAAAAAGCAUCGAAAGACAUGACCAGAGGAAACCAGCGUGAACUUGCCCGCCAGAAGAACGCCAAGAAGCAAAAUGAGCAUGGCAAGGGCAGGAAGGAUGAUGGUCUUUCCGCUGCUGCUCGCAAGCAGAGGGAUGCAGAGAUAAUGCAGCAGAAACAGAAAAAAGCCAACGAGAAGACUGACACGAAGUCAAAAUAGCCAGUGGGACACAUUGGGACUAGCAUGCAUUUUUGCAGCGGUUCCCAACAUUCAACAGCUUGCGGCUCACGAAAAGUUGUAACCAUAUAGACAGCUAAAAAUACUAUUACUGACUGGUAAUCAGUUGGAGAAAAUAGUCUACAAUGUGGCUUCAGAAAGGUCUGACUUAUGAGGGAAAAUCUUUGAGUUAAGUAAUGAUCUACCCAUUGUUCCAGAUAUGAUCAGUACACGCAAUAAUUAAAUUAUGAUACGUAAAUUGGUUUAAUCGUAUUUUUAACUGGUUAAAAAUAUCGAUGUGUAAUUCCACCACGCGUUAAACACACCUGUGUUACUGAUAAUUCUUGGUUCAAAUGUCAUGAGAUUGCAUCUUAAUCUUCUGUCUUUUGUCUCCUUUUGAUUUCAAAUCAUUUUCGAGUGUGUACUAGACAUGGAGCAGAUCAUUUUAAAGAGGGAGACUGCCAGUCAACAUAUGAAUUGACUUUCGAGUUUCUGUAUUUUUGUAUUAAACACCCUUAAUAAACUGUAAAUUUUUAAACAGA